AUGGCAAUUUUUUUUUAUAUUGGAUCGUGGAUCAGAUCCACUUUCGAAAUUUUGGAUCGCUUAACUGGAUCGGUGAUCCAAAAAAUUCUUGGAUCUCCCAACGCAACUUGCGGAUCAUCAGAUGCCGAUCAACUUCAACAGUUACAAGAGCCAUCAGCAAGUCUUCUGUCACCACGAUCAGACUUGGAAGUUCGUCUCAAAGAACAGGAAGAUAUUGUUGAACGUUUGACUUAUGACAAAUCAGAUGUUGAUGCAAAACUCACAACUGCGAAAAAAAAUUCAAAGAAAAUGAUGAAUAAGUUGAAAGAAUAUCAAAGACCAGCGAAUUAA
Messenger RNA from Clunio marinus, 330 nucleotides. Lineage: Eukaryota; Metazoa; Arthropoda; Insecta; Diptera; Chironomidae. The record is from the annotation of a GenBank genome assembly.